This is a messenger RNA of Dracunculus medinensis (Guinea worm), 1092 nucleotides long. The record is from the annotation of a GenBank genome assembly. NCBI's taxonomy places the organism in Eukaryota, Metazoa, Nematoda, Chromadorea, Rhabditida, Dracunculidae.
AUGGUAUAUCCAGAAAUGGACCAGGUUGGUAUUAUUCAUUAUAUUCCUCAUCAUGAAGAUAUACGGGGACAGGCAACUGAAAAUAAUAUUGAACAUUAUCGGUUUCACCGUGUCCCAUUCGGAGUUAUAUCUUCACCAUUUUUGUUAUCGGCUAUGGUUAACACCACUUGGAAAAUUAUGGACCAGAGAAUAUGGAAAGAUUUUGCGGAUAAAAUAUGCGGAUGGCCAAUAAGUGAAAGAAAUACCACGCGUCGCAAUUGUCCCAUCACAAUUUACAAGAAUUCAUGUCUUCUCAGCUGCUUUCUCAGUUGCUUAUGCUGUUCUUCGGUAUACAUUAUUCAAGAUAAGAAAGCUUCCUUGGUUUUUGUCAAGUCGAGAAUUGCUCCCAUCAAAAAUGUGAUUAUUCUAGGAUUAGAAUUAUUAGCCGAACUCAUAGGAAUAUGUGCUGUGCAAAAGGAAGAAGAAAUAAUUAAAUGGAAUCUAUACAACGAAGGAAUAUGGAAAUCUAAAGGUGGUCUAGAAAAUUCAGAAUUAGAAGAACAAGAAUUGCAUCCCAUAUAUCUUCCUAGAGAAAAUCGCAUAACCGAAGACUUCAUACAACAACAAUACGAAAAAAUGUUUCGUGCUAGAACGGCCCAUACGACCUCAAGUUUAAAAGGUUUUGGAUGCCAAAAGGAAGAACAGAAAUCAAUGCAUUUAGAAUUAGAUAGUUUUUCUGCAGAAAGUUUCUUGAGUGUUUUCAAAAGAUUCGUCUCACGACGCGGCUGUCCAGCGAUAAUUUUAAUGACAAUGCGAGUCAAUUUCAGCAGGAAACUGCUAAAAGAAAAGGAAUUUAUGCCCUUAAUAGUGGAAAUAGAAAGUAUACUUAAUGCUCGUCCACUAACUUAUGCAAACUUUGACGAUUCCACAAUCUUAAGACCUAUAGAAUUUAUUAUACCAGACGUAUGUCUAAAAAUACCUACUAAUAAUACCGAUGAUCGAGAUACCUUCCACAAGUUAAACACUCAAGAGAAGCUUAUUAAAUACUGGGUAAGUACAACAAAAACUCUAGAUAUAUUUUGGGAAAAUAAGGAAGGAGGAGUACUUUACUAG